This is a messenger RNA of Effrenium voratum, 562 nucleotides long. Lineage: Eukaryota; Dinophyceae; Suessiales; Symbiodiniaceae. The record is from the annotation of a GenBank genome assembly.
AGGGUAACGCGCGGAAACUCUGAUUCGCUGAUUCGCCAUGCCGCCCAAAGCGAAACAGCAGGUGGAAGCGGUGUCGUUGGGGCCGCAAGUCCGUGAGGGCGAGGUCGUCUUCGGUGUUGCACACAUCUACGCCUCCUUCAACGACACCUUCGUCCAUGUCACUGACCUCUCGGGCAGGGAGACCAUCAUGCGCGUCACUGGAGGCAUGAAGGUGAAGGCAGACCGCGAUGAGUCAUCGCCCUACGCGGCGAUGCUGGCAGCCCAGGAUGUGGCCGCCCGCUGCAAGGAGCUGGGCAUCGGGGCGCUGCACAUCAAGCUCCGCGCCACCGGCGGCACCAAGACCCGGACCCCAGGCCCUGGCGCGCAGAGCGCCCUCCGUGCCUUGGCACGUAGCGGCAUGAAGAUCGGGCGCAUCGAGGACGUGACUCCCAUUCCCACUGACUGCACCCGGCGCAAGUGCGGCCGCCGCGGCCGCCGUCUCUGAGCGCGAGAAUCAACGGGCGAAUUUCGGAGUGUCUGCGGAGAAAGGUUUUGCAGCCCGAGGGUGGCGGUGUGACGCGUU